AUGCUGUCGACGACCAAACCGUCGCCGCAGCGGCCCUCGCUGCACAUCCCCGGCCCCGGCCCCUCCGCCCUCUCCGACCUCUUCUCCGACUCGCGUGAACACGGCUACCAGGGCCCCUCGCGCACCGUCCGCUUCCCGCGCGCCACCCCCGCCGGCCCCGGCGCCAUCGCCCAGAGCGAGGACGGCGUGCGGUGCGCCGUCGCCGGCCAGGAAUCGCUGCGGAUCAUGCGCGUGUCCGCGCCGGAUGAGGAGGGCGCGGUGCACGAGGACGACAAGACCGCUGUGGGCAGCGGCGGGCACCGCAUCGGGGCGUCGCGCAACCUCUGGACGGGGAGCGGGCUGAAGAUGGACAGCGCGAGCACGGACGUGGCGUGGGGGCACGGAGCGUACGACAACAAGAUCCUCACGAGCGCGCGCAACGGCGAGCUCAUCAUGUGGGACAUCAACAAGGCCGGGUCCAAGUACGAACGCAGGGCAAAGGACCACAUCCGCUCGAUCCACAAGAUCGCGUACUCGCACAUCGUGCCCUACUACUGCGUCACCGCCUCCGCCGACGAGCACAUCCGCAUCUGGGACCUCCGCUCGAUGACGCGCAGCAUCAACAAGAUCCGCCAGCGCGCCUCCGUCCGCACCGUCGUCCUCUCCCCGAGCACCGCCCGCCCGCUCGAGGCCGUCGUCGGGCUCGAGAACGGGAGCAUACUGCGGUGGGACCUGACCAAAGGCCAGCUCGGCCAGCUCGCCCACGUCCCCGUCGCGCACGCCGGCCCCGUGCUCGCCCUCGACUGGCGCCCCCCCGCGGACGGCGGCGCGUGGGUCGCGAGCGGCGGCCUCGACCGGUGCGUCAAGGUGUGGGACCUCGCGCCCCCCGCGCCCGCCCCCGCGGACAACAAGCACCGGCCGCGCUACACGCUGCGCGCGCGCGCCCCCGCGCCCCGCGUGCGCUGGCGCCCCGCGUACGCGUGCGAGCUCGCCGUCGUGGGCGAGGGCGUCGACGUGUGGGACGUGCGCAGGGGGUGGGUCGCGAAGUGGGCGGUGGCGGAGAGCGAGGGGGCGACGGACAUCGCCUGGCGCGACUCGCACGCGCUCUGGGCGCACCACGCCUCGGGCGCGUUCGCGCAGCUCGACGUGCGGAACGCGACGAGGCCGCUCGACGCGGUCCCGCGCGCGGCGCUCAGCUGGCACGCGCGCGGCGCGCUCGCGUUCGCGGUCGACCGCGGCGGCGCGGGGACGGGCGAGGUGCCGUUUGACGAUGUGCAUCCGGAUGUGAGAGAGCUCGCGCGGGAGCGGGGGGGGAGGCUGAAGGCGCUGGGCGACCCGCCGUACUAUCCUGCGACGCAGGCCGUGGGGGCGGUCGUUGUUGGCGAGGGCGAGGGCGGGGUGGGGGGUGCUGGGGUGGGAGAGGGAGAGGGAGAGGGGGAAGGGGCGUUCGCAAGGCUUGCGAGGGGGUAUGUGCUCGAGGGGGAGCGCGUGGGGGUGUGUGAGCGAAACGCCGAGCUGGCGUUCGCGGUGGGCAAGGAGGACGCGGCGCGCGCGUGGCUGCUCGUCGCGGCGCUGCUCACUGAUCUCGUCCCGGACUCGCAGCCCCCGCCGACUCCGCCGCGCACACCGACGUCUGUGGCCACUCCUCCUCUUCCGCACUCCGUCUCGGCGCCUGCGAGCGUCCCGAUCCUCAAGACGCGGACCGGCAAGUCGGGGUCGCAGGUGUCCAGCCGGCGCGCGUCGUCCUCCGACCCGGCCGCACAGCAGCGCGGGACGAGCAGCCCGAGCCCGAGCAGGGCGAGCAGCAGCACCUUGCAUCAUCGCACCGACGCACCCCCGCCUCAGCGCCGGAACACCCCCACGCCCGCGUCGUCCACCUCGCCCUCGCCGAGACGCGUCAACGUCGCGCUCCCGCCGCUCGCGCCCAGGAGGGAGUCGGGCACGAGCCUGUUCAAGCCGCGCGCGUUGUCGCUGUACCGCCGCCCGAGCGUGUCGCGGUCGGUGCCCGAGAGCCCGGGGGAGGGCGCGCGGAGUAGCCUGAGGCACGUGGGCGAGGGCGCGCUGGACGACUCGGACUCGGACUCGGACGGGGAGGAGGAGGAGGAGGAGCAGGCGCGCGCGCGGGCGUACAGGGCGCCCGCGCUGGGCGCGAAGGUCGCGCCCGCGACGCCGAGCCCGCUGAGCAGGGACUCGCAGGAGUGGUCCGAGGGCGAGGAGGAUAGGGACGGGGACGGGGACGACGAGGAGGAGUCGCCGAGCCCCGCGUCGACGGAUACGGAGGGCGGGGAGGACGCGGAUGCGGAUGCGGAUGCAGUGGGCGACAGCUCGUCGGAGCGGGCGCGUGCGCGGAGGUCGCGGUCGCGGUCGGAGCCGCGCAGCCGCAGCUCGACGAUCGCGAGCCUCGCGGCGCGGGCUGCGCGCCCGCCGCUGUCCCAGCGGGGGUCGUGCAGCAGCAUGCGCACGGUGGUGGCGGAGGCGGGCGCGAGGAACGCGCCGUUGCGGAGGGAUGAUACGGUGAGGGAUUUGCGCGGCGCGAGGGCGGGGACGGGGGCGGGGGCGGGGGCGAGCAGCCGCGCGACGUCGCGCAAGGCGUCGCCGGCGCAUACGCGGCAGACGAGCCUCGCGCUGUCCGGCGAGUUGAUAUCGGACACUGGGCAUCGGCGGGCGUCGAAGAGCCGCUCGCCGGUGAGGGGGCGGAAGAGGAGGGAGGAGGAGGAGGUGAGGGAGAGGGAGAGGAAGCUGAGGGAGGUCGGGUGGAGUGCGUUGAGGGACAGUCUGGAGGUGUUCGCGGAUAUGGGUGACGUCCAGACGUGUGCCAUGCUUUGCAUGGUGGCUCCGAAUGAAUUGCGAGUUGGGAAAGAACGGGUUGUACGGUUCCUGGAGGCAUAUAUCGGUCUGUCGUAUCCUUCGUUCGUGCCUCCGCCAAACUUAUAG
Messenger RNA from Gloeophyllum trabeum ATCC 11539, 2913 nucleotides. RefSeq names its product WD40 repeat-like protein. Lineage: Eukaryota; Fungi; Basidiomycota; Agaricomycetes; Gloeophyllales; Gloeophyllaceae. Gene Ontology annotation, molecular function: protein binding. The coding region runs from base 1 to 2913 and encodes 970 amino acids. The transcript is spliced from 11 exons. The record is from RefSeq and is a predicted model, not a curated record. Gene Ontology annotation, biological process: positive regulation of TOR signaling.